Messenger RNA from Gracilinanus agilis (Agile Gracile Mouse Opossum), 3017 nucleotides. It is a transcript of the gene VPS4B, whose product is annotated as vacuolar protein sorting 4 homolog B. The record is from RefSeq and is a predicted model, not a curated record. The coding region runs from base 177 to 1505 and encodes 442 amino acids. The transcript is spliced from 11 exons. Gene Ontology annotation, molecular function: ATP hydrolysis activity; ATP binding. Gene Ontology annotation, biological process: vacuole organization; endosomal transport. NCBI's taxonomy places the organism in Eukaryota, Metazoa, Chordata, Mammalia, Didelphimorphia, Didelphidae.
AGAGGUCCUGUGGGACUAGAGGAAGCUGCGGGAAAAGGACCGGAAGAGGGGCCGUCUUCCUGGGGUCCUAGAAUCACUAUCUGGCUUCUGCAUCCACUCGGUAGUUCGCGACCCGACGCCGUUGUGGCUUCUCGCCUUCCACCCUUCUCUCCUGGCCGUGGGCUCCUCCCGCCGCCAUGGCGUCUACCAACCUCCAGAAAGCAAUAGACCUUGCUAGCAAAGCAGCACAAGAAGAUAAAGCAGGGAACUAUGAAGAAGCUCUCCAUCUAUAUCAAAAUGCUGUACAGUAUUUUAUCCAUGUAGUUAAAUAUGAAGCACAAGGUGACAAAGCAAAACAAAGUAUCAGGGCAAAGUGUGCAGAAUAUCUUGAUAGAGCUGAGAAGCUAAAAGAAUACCUGAAAAAGAAAGAAAAAGCCCCUCAGAAACCAGUGAAAGAAGGACAGUCCAGCCCAGCUGAUGAGAAGGGGAAUGACAGUGAUGGGGAUGGAGAAUCAGAUGAUCCAGAAAAAAAGAAACUUCAGAAUCAACUUCAAGGUGCCAUUGUUAUAGAACGACCAAAUGUAAAAUGGAGUGAUGUUGCUGGUCUUGAAGGAGCCAAAGAAGCUCUUAAAGAAGCUGUGAUAUUGCCCAUUAAGUUUCCACAUCUCUUUACAGGUAAAAGAACCCCAUGGAGGGGCAUUCUUCUGUUUGGGCCACCUGGAACAGGGAAAUCCUAUUUGGCCAAAGCAGUUGCUACAGAAGCCAACAACUCGACAUUUUUUUCAAUAUCUUCCUCUGACCUUGUUUCCAAGUGGCUAGGUGAAAGUGAAAAACUAGUCAAGAAUUUAUUUCAGCUUGCCAGGGAGAACAAACCUUCUAUUAUCUUCAUUGAUGAAAUUGAUUCUCUAUGUGGCUCUAGAAGUGAAAAUGAAAGUGAAGCUGCUCGGAGAAUUAAGACAGAGUUCCUGGUUCAAAUGCAAGGAGUUGGUGUGGACAAUGAUGGAAUUUUGGUACUGGGAGCUACAAAUAUACCCUGGGUUUUAGAUUCUGCCAUCAGACGAAGAUUUGAAAAACGUAUUUAUAUUCCUUUGCCUGAAGAUCAUGCCAGGACAGCAAUGUUUAAGUUACAUUUGGGAACCACACACAACAGCCUAUCAGAAGCAGACUUUCGAGAACUGGGAAAGAAGACAGAUGGCUAUUCAGGGGCUGACAUCAGUAUCAUUGUACGAGAUGCACUGAUGCAGCCUGUGAGGAAAGUGCAGUCAGCUACUCAUUUCAAAAGAGUUAGAGGUCCUUCACCCACUAAUCCCAAUAUAAUAGUAGAAGAUUUGCUUACUCCAUGCUCUCCGGGUGAUCCUGGUGCCAUUGAAAUGACAUGGAUGGAUGUCUCUGGGGAUAAACUUUUGGAGCCAGCUGUUUCCAUGCCUGAUAUGUUACGGUCAUUAGCCAGCACAAAACCAACUGUUAAUGAACAUGACCUCUUAAAAUUAAAGAAGUUUACAGAAGAUUUUGGUCAAGAAGGCUAAACCAAAGACAACUAGUAAACAAUUGGCCAUAAUUUUUCCUUUUUAGGCACUCUUGCCUCUUUGGGAUGGCAUUCAAAUAUUUGCAGAUUUUCCAAAAAUGUUUCUUUUUCUUCUCCACAGGAGAAUGAAGAUCUCUUGAACGUUCCUUUAGCUUUAUGUUAUUUUUCUUACAAUUUCUAGAAUCUCCUAUUUAAUAAGAAAAAAAUGGUAAGAUAUGGUGAGUGACAAGUCAAAUGGUAAAUAUUAGAACUCUCACAUGAAAAGCAAUGAUGUCAACAGACUGUUGUUGGUUUGUUUUUUAAAUGUACCUGGCAUAAAAUAUUGUCACAUAAACUUGAAGUAAAGUAAACCCAUGUUAUGUGCUUUGGAGAAGAAAUCAUCUUAAAUAUCAUUUUUCUUGUAUGAAUUAAUUGAUUAUCCCACAAAUGUUAUUUUUAUUUCCUUUUUUAAUUAAAAUUUUGAUGGAAAGAGAGAUUACUGUAAAAAGCAAGGAACACUGUGAUCAGGCCUAGAAGAUUUUUAAUUAUGUGGUGACCAGUACUAAUUGAACACUGAUGGAUUUUGUACUGGUGUUUUUUCACUGUAUGUAUUUAAAUAUUGCCUUAAAAAAGCAGUAAGCUUUUGUUUUUAACUUUACUAGUUCAAAAGAACCUUUCACUGUGCAAUCUUGGAAAACAUAUUAGACUUGACAUCAUCUUUAUCCUGAAGAAGAAACUUCUUUAUCCCAAGAUCCUUUUAAUAGCAAGAUUUGACCAAAACAGAAUUAAAAUAUAUUUGUAAUUUUUGGAAUACCAUGUCAUAAAACACUAAUGCGAAGCUUGAAAGUUGAGUGGUCAGCCUUUCAUUUGUGAGUGAUAACAUCCAUAAAUAAACAUACACAACAUAUAUACAUAUGUAUUGUGUGUAUGUGUGUAGAAUUUUUUUCCCAUUGAUAUUAGAGCAGUAGAGCUCUGCUCUAUUAGGCUUGUUAAUAAUUUGCCCUAGCCAUACUCUCAUUUUAUAAAUAUCAGUGUGAUAUUUUAUCAAAAUUUUGGAAGUGAGCUGAUGUUAUAAAAUUAUUAAAUAUUAAGGUAGCAGUUGUUUAUUUCUAAUAACUAUCUAAGUCUGGAUUUUAAAGACUAUAAGAUACAACACUACCAUCAGCAUUGAGUGUGCCUUGUAAGUUUCUUUGGCUGUAAUUUUUUUUCUUAAAUCAUUGAAUUAUCUAGGAUGCAGUACAUUCCAUAAUUAUUAUAAGAUUCUACCUUAGAAAUGCUUUAGAACACCUUAAAAUAUUUGCACAUUUCAAAUAUUAUGCAUUAUGGUUGUUUCUGGCUUUUUCUUUUAUGUACAGAUUUUUGUGUAUUUUUUAGAAAUCAUAGGUUUGAUGAAAAAUGCUAUUUGAAGUAAAAUGAUGAUACCCCAUCAACUGUAUUCUUAGUUUCUUUUGGAGCUUCCAAGAAAACGAACCCAAAUCCUUUGCUUAAGGAAAUCUGUAAAAUAGUGCAUUAAAACAAUAUACAUGUAAAUGUU